This is a messenger RNA of Nyctereutes procyonoides (raccoon dog), 2617 nucleotides long. RefSeq names its product TP53RK binding protein (gene TPRKB). NCBI's taxonomy places the organism in Eukaryota, Metazoa, Chordata, Mammalia, Carnivora, Canidae. Gene Ontology annotation, biological process: telomere maintenance via recombination; tRNA threonylcarbamoyladenosine modification. The record is from RefSeq and is a predicted model, not a curated record. The coding region runs from base 207 to 785 and encodes 192 amino acids. Gene Ontology annotation, cellular component: nucleus; EKC/KEOPS complex; cytosol. The transcript is spliced from 6 exons.
GUCCCGGCGGGCCUGGCCGGAGGGGGCUAGGGGCGGGGACGCCGCUCGGCGGGGACGGCCGCCCCCCUCGCUGACGUCCCGAAAGGACCGAGGAGCGCUACUAAGAGGGACCUGGGCCCGGGUCACGCAGAAGUUGCCCCUCAGCCAUGCAUCAGAUCCUGUCUGUACAAGCAGGAGACCUGUACAGCCUUGAUUCUUUCUGAGGAAUGGAAAAGGAAGCUAGAAACAACUCAGCGAGAAUCCUGCCUGUCUAUGAAAUGCAGUUAACACAUCAGCUGGACCUAUUUCCUGAAUGCAGGGUGACCCUUCUAUUAUUUAAAGAUGUAAAAAAUGCUGGAGAUUUGAGAAAAAAGGCCAUGGAAGGUGCUAUUGAUGGUUCAUUAAUAAACCCUAAGGUGAUUGUCGAUCCAUUUCAGAUACUUGUUGCAGCAAACAAAGCAGUUCAUCUCUACAAACUAGGAAAAAUGAAGACAAGAACUCUAUCAACUGAAAUUAUUUUCAACCUUUCCCCAAAUAACAAUAUUUCAGAAGCUUUAAAAAAAUUUGGUAUCUCAGCAAAAGACACUUCAGUUCUAAUUGUUUACAUUGAAGAGGGAGAAAAACAGAUAAAUCAAGAAGACCUAAUAUCUCAGGUAGAAGGUCAUCAAGUUUCUCUGAAAAACCUUCCUGACCUAACAAAUAUUACAGAAGUCAAAAAGAUAUAUAAACUAUCUUCACAAGAAGAAAGUAUUGGAACGUUAUUGGAUGGCAUCAUUUGUAGAAUGUCAACAAAAGAUGUUUUGUGAAAUGACAGAAAUAUUAGAUAUUGUCAGCAUUUCUUUUUAAAAAGUGGAGUUUUCUUUCUUGAUUAUAAAAUGUAUAUAUGUUCAAUCGUAGAAAAUACAAUGGUACAACAAAGGGAAAAAAAGCCAUGCCUAAUCUUCUCUCUUAAUAUUUUAAAAGAUAGCCACUGUUGCUAUUAUGUGUUCUCGUCUUCUGAUCUGUUUCUAUUCAAAUAUAUUUCAUCUUUAUAAAAUUGGAAUAAUUGGGUGUUUCCUAGGUUCUUGCCUCAGUGAUUUUAUAUUCAUCAGCUCAUAUCCCUGCCCUUACUUCUGGCUGUUCCAGCAUUUCCCUUCUAAGCCUCCCAGUUCCAAGGGUUUUACAUACAAGAACUUAUUUGUUAUAACCUUACGAGGUAAAUACUAGUAUUACCACUGUUUUACACACAAGGCAACUAAAAAAUUACACAAAUAAGUAACUUGCUCAAGGUCAUACAGCUAAUAUAAAGCCAUGUUUUAGAAAUGGUUUGGGUUUUCUUUUCCUACUUUAUCUUCUAUUUUGAUUGCAGCAGUUAAGACAGCCUUGGUCAGGGGUCAGCAAACUUUUCUAUGAAGAGCCAGAUAGUAAAUAUUUCCAGCUUUGCAGGCCAUAAGCUCAACUCUUGCUGUCAUAGUGCAGAGGCAUCCACAGGUCAUAAAUGAUGCGUAUACCUGUGUUUUCGGUGAAACUCAAUUGACAAAAAGAAGUAGUGGGCAGGAUUUGACCUGAGGUCCAUACUUUGUGGACUUCUGGGUUAGGUUAGGCUUCGAUUAAAGUCCCUAAGGCUCACUGGUUUCACAGGACAAAAGUUUGUGUCAUGCAUAGUCUGCAUAGCCCGCAUGAAGCAGUAAACACACAGGGCAGUGACUCAAGAACUUUAUCUCCAAAGCUAGUCACGUGGUCCUGCCAACCUCACAAAGGACAGAAGUGUGAUCCUGCCACGUGCCAGAAAGCAGGGAGGUGGGAAAUACUUAGUGAUUUCUAUCAUGAUCAUAAAUAAUAAAGCACAUAAGUACAUUUCUUGCAGGUAGUGUGCUUAAUAUUUUAUACACAUUACCUCACUUAGUCCUUACUACAAUCCCAAGAGAUUUUUACUAGCAAGGAACUAGAUCUAGUCUCUGAAGUCUAUUUCAAAAAAUUUCAAACCUACAAGACAACAGUACAAUAAAAGUCCACAUACCUUUCAUGUGAAUUCACUAUGUGUUAACAUUUUCCUAAACUAGUUUGCUUGCCUCUGGCUCUCCUGUCUGUACUCAGGUGUACACACAACUUUUGCUGACUGAUUUGAAAGUAAGUUGCAGACCUGGCACUUCAGCCUAUACAGUGUUUAGUUAUCAUACCUCAUAUCCUUUAAAGUAAACCUCUUAAGAAUAAUGACAUUUUUUGAGGAGCACCCUUGAUGUCUCUCAGAAUCCCACACUAUUUGGAUUUGUUGAUGAUUUAAGUCAGCUUAAAUAUUUUUGGGAGUAAGAGUAGGUAAGUUUUGUGUCCUUGCCAUUGUGUGUCAUCAGGAGGCACAUGAGGGCUGGCCCGUCACUGCUGAUACAGAGUUUAAUCAGCUGCUUAAGGUGGUGCCUCGCCCAGACCUGCCCAUUCAGAGGCAUCUCUUCCCCUGAUGCAGUGUUUCAGCUACCCCAGGCUACAAGUCUGGCCCUGUGUUCCUAACAUCUCCAGCAUACUACUCCUCCUGUGCCAUCACUCACAUUCUUUUUAUUGACGUGUAAAAUGUCACAUAUGUACUUAUUCUCCUAUUUUUACACAUUUAUGUUGCCUUCAAUGUUUCACUUUUGCAAAUAAAUCUUUGUACAUGUUUCCCUUU